AUAGAUAGAUAGAUACACUGCAACACACGUUCUCUCUCACUUUUAUUUUCUUUGUUCUUCCCCCCAUUGCUCUCAUUAUCAUCAUAGCAGCGACAAGUACUAUUAAUUUUCUCUCUUUCUCUCGACAUGUGUGGAGGUGCUAUCAUCUCAGACUUCAUUGCUGUCAAGCGUGGCCGCAACCUUGCCCCACAGGAGAUAUGGUCUGAGCUUGAUCCUUUCUCUGAUUUUGCUGCCUUUGAUGCUGCUUCUGCUGGUGCUGCUGUUUCCACCACCCCAACUUCCAAAUCCUCCUCACCACCCCUCAACUUUGAUGAUGUGAUUCAAGUCCCUGACCAAAAAGUGGCAGGAUGUGACAAGAAAGGUGAGAAGAAGAAAAGCGUGGUGGGUUCUGGUGGUGCAGGGAAGAAGAACGCUCGCAAGAACGUGUACAGAGGAAUCAGGCAGAGGCCAUGGGGCAAGUGGGCCGCUGAGAUAAGGGACCCACAAAAGGGUGUCCGUGUCUGGCUCGGCACUUUCCCCACCGCCGAAGAAGCUGCCAGAGCCUAUGACGAAGCCGCCAAGCGCAUCCGCGGUGACAAGGCCAAGCUCAAUUUCCCUGACACCGUGGCGGCUCCGCCUCCUACCAAGAAGCAACGCUGCCUCAGCCCUGAGCAGCCGGAGUACAGCUCCUCCGGCAGCUCCGGGCCCACCACCACCACCACCGGGUCCUCUGACAGCUCCGCACCCAUCAUCACCACCGGGCUCGAGGAUCAGCCUAACCUGAAGCUGCAAAUCUCUGACAUUGAGUGGUUUUUGGGCCUCGACAAUGAGCCGGUCCAGGCCCAAGCCCAGAUCCAGGCCCAGGCUGAGCCUCUGCCUGGUGGUGAUGCUGAGUGGGAGAGCGAUUUCAUGGACCUGUGGAUGCUUGACGACGUCGUCAUGACUAACCGUCACCCGGUUUACUAGGAAGUGGAGUGUUUUGUCUCCUUAUGAGCUUAAUUAAUAUUCCAAACUUUCUUGGAUUUAGUGAUUGUAUAAAACUAAGUUACUUGUGUUCUUUGUUUCUGCUGUUUUCUUUUGUUGGACGGUGACAUGUUGGAUGAUUUCAUUUUGGUGCAUCGUAUUAUGAUUGUGAUUAUGACUAAAUAA
Molecule: messenger RNA, 1128 nt
Organism: Lotus japonicus
Lineage: Eukaryota; Viridiplantae; Streptophyta; Magnoliopsida; Fabales; Fabaceae
Product: ethylene-responsive transcription factor RAP2-3-like
Exons: 2
Coding region: 127-945 (272 amino acids)
Biological process (GO): regulation of DNA-templated transcription; ethylene-activated signaling pathway
Molecular function (GO): DNA binding; DNA-binding transcription factor activity
Source: RefSeq, a predicted model, not a curated record